AUGGCAGUCACACGGCCGUUUACCCUAUGGACGCAGCCGAACCACCCGGUGCGGCGCUGGAAUCCCCCGCCCCCGAUUGCGGUUUCUUCGGAAGAUUCUCCUCUCAACCCUGGCCCUCCUCCUUCGAAAGAGAAUAUCGGUGUUGCUGCUGUCAUGAACCGCAUGCCCGAGUCCAUGGACAAGCACGUCACCACCAUCUUUGCCGAGUUUUCCCUAUGGGGCAAGACUGCCGUUGUCACGGGCGGUAACCGUGGUCUUGGUCUAGAGAUGGCUCUUGCAUAUGUCGAGGCUGGUGCGCACGUGUAUGUGAUCGACCUUCCUCUCGAGCCCUCGGACGAUUUCAAAAAGGUGGCUGAGCACGCCCAGCUGCUCAACCGUCACCUCGAGUACAUUUCUGCGGAUGCUACGAACGAGGAGGAAAUGAACGAAGCGAUGCGCUUUAUUCCAAAGCACUCGGACACGGGCUCGCUCGACAUUUGCGUUGCCGCCGCGGGUAUUAUGCAGGCUCACCCCGCGCUCGAGUAUCCGAUUGACGAAUUCCGCAAGGUGCUGGAUGUGAAUAUUACUGGUGUCUUUAUUACUGUACAGGCCGCUGCCCGCGUCAUGCACGCCCAGCCCAACGUUUCCGGCUCCAUUAUCUUAAUUGCUAGUAUGUCGGGUACCGUCGUCAACCGCGACCAAAACUGGGUGGCCUACAACACCUCCAAGGCCGGUGUUUUGCAGCUUGGCCGUAAUCUGGCCGCCGAGUUUGGCCCCAAGGAUAUUCGUGUGAACAGCAUCUCGCCUGGCUACAUCCGCACCAAGCUUGUUGCCGACCAGCUCGACGGCGACCCUGGCAUGAUGGGCCGCUGGAGCGACGCCAACCCUCUCGGGCGUAUCGGUCGUCCCCACGAAUUGCGCGGUGUAGCAGUUUGGCUUGCCAGCAAUGCAUCAUCCUUCUGCAACGGCGCCGAUGUCAUUGUUAGCGGUGGCCACACGAUCUGGUAA
Molecule: messenger RNA, 987 nt
Organism: Malassezia vespertilionis
Lineage: Eukaryota; Fungi; Basidiomycota; Malasseziomycetes; Malasseziales; Malasseziaceae
Exons: 1
Coding region: 1-987 (328 amino acids)
Cellular component (GO): intracellular anatomical structure
Molecular function (GO): oxidoreductase activity, acting on NAD(P)H, oxygen as acceptor
Source: RefSeq, a predicted model, not a curated record